CGUGUGUGUGUGUGUGUGUGUAUUCUCGAUAUUUUACUUCCCAGACAGGCUGCCCGAUUAAGGCGCCAAGGGGAAGGGGCGAGGCCCAAGGCAUAUUAUCAUACAUGUUUCUAUACUCAAGUUCCACAUGAUUCUAAGCUCCCGGAUAACACCAACAUCGUUCGCCAAUGCCCGGAUUCGCGACUGAACAAUCCAACUUCUUCUGAAUUGUGA
Cantharellus anzutake is the source of this 213-nucleotide messenger RNA. RefSeq lists its product as uncharacterized. Lineage: Eukaryota; Fungi; Basidiomycota; Agaricomycetes; Cantharellales; Hydnaceae. The transcript has a single exon. The annotation marks the transcript as partial. The record is from RefSeq and is a predicted model, not a curated record.